Trypanosoma theileri is the source of this 1878-nucleotide messenger RNA. Its product is annotated as putative acyl-CoA dehydrogenase. The transcript has a single exon. NCBI's taxonomy places the organism in Eukaryota, Euglenozoa, Kinetoplastea, Trypanosomatida, Trypanosomatidae. The coding region runs from base 1 to 1878 and encodes 625 amino acids. Gene Ontology annotation, molecular function: oxidoreductase activity, acting on the CH-CH group of donors; flavin adenine dinucleotide binding. The record is from RefSeq and is a predicted model, not a curated record.
AUGCUCCGCCGUCAUAUUUCUUCACCUGUUGCCAAGGUAGCGGCUGGUACAUUCUCUCUUGCUGUUGGUUGGCGUAAUCUACAUUAUACCCCACGAAACCGCGAUGUCCAGUUUCUCAUGGAGGAUGUCUUUGACAUGUACUCUCAUUACGAGAAACUAGGACGUUCUGAUGUGAACAAGGAACUCUUUGAGGCUCUUCUGGAUGAGGCUUCCAAGUUAUCCACGCAAACACUCUUCCCAUUAUACACCUCUGGAGAUGAUGAGGGAUGUCAUUUAAAGCCUGAUGGGAAUGUAACGACCCCAAAGGGAUUUAAAGAGGCAUAUAAGGCAUUUAAAGAAGGUGGAUGGGUUGGUAUUUCACAUCCUGAGGAGUACGGUGGUCAGGGAUUGCCAGAGUCCGUUGGCUUCACACUGCGAGAGAUCAUGGCCACAGCGAAUUGGCCGCUCUCUAUGUAUCCUGGUCUCAGUAUGGGUGCGGCCAACACCCUGUUAGCUUGGGGAAGCGAUGAGCAGAAGAAAACGUAUUUAACUAAACUUGUGAGUGGGGAGUGGACGGGAACCAUGUGCCUGACGGAACCACAAUGCGGAACAGACUUGGCGCAAGUAAAGACAAGGGCAGAACCCUGUGGAGAUGGUACAUAUAAACUGAAAGGGACAAAGAUAUUUAUUUCUGCUGGAGAUCAUGAUAUGGCACCAAAUGUCAUUCACGUUGUGUUGGCACGACUUCCGGAUUCCGAACCGACAACAAGAGGCAUUACACUUUUUUUGGUCCCACGAAAUUUAGUGAAAUCGGAUGGAUCACUAGAGGCAACGAAGAAUGUCAAAUGUGUGGGUUUGGAAUCCAAGAUGGGUAUUAAAGGAAGUGCGACAUGUCAAUUAAGUUUUGAGGAUUCUAUUGGAUAUCUUAUUGGUGAACCCAAUAAAGGUUUAAAAGAGAUGUUUACAUUUAUGAACGCGGCUCGUAUGGGAACGGCAUUACAAGGGGUUUGUCAUUCCGAACUGGCCUUUCAAAAUGCACUUGGGUAUGCGCGUGAACGGGGUUCUCAACGGGCUCUCAGUGGAACCAAGUACCCAGAGAGACCAAAUGAUCCACUUAUUUGUCAUCCAAAUGUUCGUCAAAAUCUUUUAUUUGCCAAAUGUGUGGCUGAAGGCGGUCGGGCUUUAAUGAUGGAUUUGGGUCGAAUGUUGGAUUUAAAAUCCGCUGCGAAGGAUCCCACAACGCGAGAUAAUCUGGAUCACGAGAUUGGCUUCUACACCCCUAUUGCGAAGGCCUGUUUAACAGAGUGGGGUGUGGAGGCAAGUUCACGAUGUCUGCAAGUGUGGGGUGGACACGGAUAUAUAAAAGGAAAUGGAAUGGAGCAAAUUCUGCGAGAUUCACGUAUUGCCACUUUAUAUGAAGGCACUACUGGUAUUCAAGCACUUGACUUUAUUGGACGAAAGGUGUUGAGAUCAAAGAUUGAUGAGGUAUCACGUUUUGGGGCUAAUGUAAAUGCUGUUGUGCGUCCACAUUUGUUUUCUCGAGGAACUGUUGGAAACUGUGCAAGAAGACUAUGGAUAUUGCAGAAACAAUGGCGUGUGGGUAUAAUGAAAGUAAAGAUGUCUGCUGUUGGCGAUAUGGAUGCUGUUGGUGCCGCCUCUGUAGAUCUUCUCAUGUACACUGGAUAUGUGGUGUUGGGAUACUAUUGGCUACGUAUGGCUAUAGCCGCACAGAGGUGUAUUGAUGCUGGGAAAGAUACCAAUGGGUUCUAUCAGUGUAAAGUGGAUAUGUGCAAUUAUGUAUUUACGGAGAUUAUGCCGCGUACAGAGACACACUUCCAAGUUAUGCAGAAUGGAUCCAAAAUUAUGAAGAGCAAUGAGUCCAAUUGGGACAUUUCUUAA